Carcharodon carcharias (great white shark) is the source of this 1019-nucleotide messenger RNA. Its product is annotated as proline-rich transmembrane protein 1-like. The transcript has 5 exons. NCBI's taxonomy places the organism in Eukaryota, Metazoa, Chordata, Chondrichthyes, Lamniformes, Lamnidae. Bases 1 to 831 code for a protein of 276 amino acids. The record is from RefSeq and is a predicted model, not a curated record. Gene Ontology annotation, cellular component: membrane.
AUGGCUAAGUCAGAUGUACUACAGCCAGAUGCAGAUAAAUGCUCCAUUAUCCUGGCCCAUCUGGACCCCUUCACUUCAACUGCUAACAACCUCUGUUCCAACGAUUACGAGGCUUCCAGCAUCUUUUUAAAAUUUUGUUUUAGCACACAGACCAUGGCUACUGAAAAAGCAGGUUCAUCAGAUGGGCUAGCACAGCCCUCCUCACCUCCCCCCUACAACCAAGUGAUCGAGACGCGUCACAAUGCCUUGUCACCAGGGUAUUCUGUGCCGCCACAGCUGCCUCCUCUUCCCCUGGGCAUGCGGGGCUACAUUCAGGAGACCCAGUUCCAUGGCAGAGCACCAGGAUACACUGCCCUGCUGCCACAUGGACCCGUGGGGCCAGGAACCUACAUCUCGCCACCUCCCCCAGGCUAUGCUGUACAGCUUCAACCCUAUGCAACCCUUGUCCCAGUCUAUCCUAUUGGAAAUCAUCCCCCACCCUACCUGCCGGGAUACACUGGGAUUUCUCCAGGCACUCAGCAGUCUCAGAUCCCUUCAGGAUUCCGAAUCCUGGAACCACAAAGGCCGCCUCAUGACUACCUACCCAUCGCAGUGCUGACCACAGUUUGCUGCUUCUGGCCAACGGGAAUCAUUGCCAUUAUUAAAGCACUGGAGACUCGGGCAGCAGUGACACGGGGCGACCAGCUAUCAGCGGAGAUCGCCUCUCGCCAGGCUCGCAACUAUUCCUUCGUCAGCCUGGCUGUGGGAAUUGCAGCCAUGGUCCUCUGCGCUAUCCUAGUGAUCGUCGUGGUGAUUGAGGCCAAACACCGUGAUGCUGAAUGGGACCCAUAGGCUCACUGGGGGCAAGACAAGCAAUUGCGGCUCCGUGGCGAUAGGAAUACCAGCGCUCCCAGAGUAUUCUGGAGCCUCCAGGACUGAAAGAUUAAUCUUCUGGACACUGUGACAAGGAGCAAAAAAACAUUGGGGUUUCCAAAACAAAAUGGUUUCUCAUUAUCUAACAACACGUUCACUUAUUAGCC